CGCGCACGGCGCCGUGUUUACAGCGAACGCCGCAGACUGCAGACUAAACCGAGGGAGACCGUGCGUGUACCUGUGCGUUAAUCUGCCUAGCCGCUCUUGCCCGUUCGGCGGAGAGCCCCCCCCCCCUCCCCUCCUCCUCGACCACGCCAGCUGCUUUAACCCGGCAAGUGUUACCUGCAACCAUAAACGACGUCCACCGCAACAAGGCGGCGUGCGUGCGUGCGUGCGUGUGUGUGUUUGUGACCGUGCGAGGACCGCCGGCUGAGGAGGCGGAGGAGAAGAAGAAGGACCGAGGCUUCGGGUCUGGACGCGGAGAUUUUUUUUUUUGUCGUGGAUAUUUCCACAGAGGCGUCGCGUCGUUCGGAUAUAACGGGACGUGUGUUUUAAAUGCAGCGUGCCUCUCUUGGGUUCCCCGCCCCACCUCUUUUCACUCCCAUUUUAAGGCGAGACUGACCCGUUUCGUGCUUCCCGGGGACCCUGCAGCAGCAAGCAGGACAUUAAAGGCUGUUUUUUUUUUUGUUUUUUUUUUUGCUCCUGAUAUGGAGUGUGAAAAGAUGUGGAUUACAAUCAGCGAGGAAUCCCCGCCGCCAGUUUAGCCGCCAUGCUUCCAUGUCACACGUCAAUGCAGCGCCGUGUUUGGCUGGGAUAGACUGAGCAAUGAAUGCGCACCGUCUGGUCAGCGGCAGAAGUCGGUAACUUUUUUUUUUUUUUUUUUUUUUUUUUUUUUUUUGGAGCAAGCCUGGACUCCCGUUAGGAACCGUGAGAGCAGCCUUGCUAGCCCCUGCUGCCUGUAGCUAUUAGCUCCAUUAGCCGGCUAACAGCUACAAGGUGCUUGGCUGGACAUUAAAAAAAAAAAAAAAGAGAGAGAGGGGGGGUUUUGACCGCCGUGGCCGGGGUUUUUUGCCCACGUAUCCACCUUUAGCCGCCCAUCUUUCUUUCCCGUGGAUUGUUAGCAGAGUCUACGCGUACAGGGAUGAGGUCUGAAACGGAAGGGAGCCGCUUGACCUUGUUUUGGGGUCUGAUGCUGGCUCUGUCCUCCUGCCUUCGGGCCGCCGCCGCAGAGAUUUGCACGCCCAGCAUCGACAUCGGCAACGACAUCAGUGAACAUCAGUGAGUUCAGACAGCUGGAGAACUGCACAGUGGUCGAGGGCUACCUGCAGAUCCUCCUCAUCGGCGACAAAAACAACAACAACGUGAACCAGGAGGUCUUCCGCACCCUCAGCUUCCCCAAGCUGACCCUGAUAACCGACUUCCUGCUGCUCUUCAGGGUUUCCGGCCUGGACAGCCUGAGCACGCUCUUUCCCAACCUCUCCGUCAUCCGCGGCCGUAACCUCUUCUACAACUACGCCCUGGUGAUAUUUGAGAUGACCAGCCUGAAGGACAUCGGCCUGUACAACCUGAGGAACAUAACGCGCGGCGCCAUCCGCAUCGAGAAGAACCCAGAGCUCUGCUACCUGGACUCCAUCGACUGGUCCCUCAUCAUGGACGCAGAGUUCAACAAUUACAUCGCCGGGAACAAGCAGUCCAAAGAGUGCAGCGACGUGUGUCCCGGCAUCAUGGAAAACAGCCCCAUGUGCAGAAAGACCAUGUUCAACAACAAUUACAACUACCGCUGCUGGAAUUCCAACCACUGCCAAAAAGAGUGUCCUGAAAAGUGUGGACGGCAGGCGUGCACAGCCGACGGUGAGUGCUGCCAUCCUCAGUGUCUGGGCAGCUGCACGCUUCCCGACGACGACACCGCAUGCGCCGCAUGUGUGCAUUACUACCACAACGGCAGAUGUGUGGCCGACUGCCCGCCAGGCACGUACAGGUUCGAGGGUUGGCGUUGCAUCAGCGCCGAGUUUUGCUCUAAAGUGCACCUCCCUGACUACUACACCUUCGUCAUCCAUGGCGGGGAAUGUAUGACCGACUGUCCAUCCGGGUACACGCGAUCCACACCCGACAGCAUGACGUGCACUGCCUGCGAUGGCCUGUGCGACAAAGUGUGCGACGGGAAGACCAUUGACUCCAUGGAUGCCGCUCAGUCUCUCAAAGGCUGCACUGUUAUCAAAGGCGACCUGCAAAUCACCAUCCGCAGAGGCCAUAACAUGGUGGCAGAGCUGGAGAGCUUCACAGGUUUGAUCCAGAGGGUGACGGGUUACGUCCGGAUCAGACAUUCUCACACUCUGACCUCGCUGGCCUUCCUCCGCAGCCUGAGAUACAUCGAUGGAGAAAGCCUUUAUGAAGACAUGUACGCCUUCUCAGCGUUCGACAACCAGCAGCUCCAGUAUCUUUGGGACUGGAAGCAGCACAACCUGACCAUAAAAGCGGGCAAGCUGUUCUUCAGGGUCAACCCGAAGCUGUGCAUGUCGGAGAUCCGCAAGAUGUGGGAAAAGACGGGCGUCCGGGGCCGCUUUGAUGAGACGGACUUCCGAAACAAUGGCGACAGAGCCAGCUGUGAGAGCACCAUCCUGCAGUUCACGUCCAACAGCACCAGCAGCACCAGGAUCAAGCUGACAUGGCAGCGCUACCGACCUCCUGACUACAGAGACCUCAUCAGCUUUAUAGUUUACUACAAGGAGGCGCCGUUCCAGAAUAUCACAGAGUUUGAGCGGCAGGAUGGUUGCGGUUCUAACAGCUGGAAUAUGGUGGAUGUGGAACUGAGACUGGAUAAGGAAACAGACCCCGGGGUUCUGCUCUCUGGCCUGAAACCCUGGACGCAAUACGCCGUCUUUGUUAAAGCGAUCACCCUCAUGGUGGAAGACAAACACAUGCCCGGCGCCAAGAGCAAGGUGGUCUACAUCCGCACCAGCCCCUCUGCGCCCUCCAUGCCUCAGGAUGUGCGGGCCUACUCUAACUCGUCGACUCAGCUGGUGGUCCGCUGGUCGCCCCCCGUCUCGCCCAAUGGAAAUCAGACUUACUACUGGGUGAAGUGGCAGCAACAAGCUGAAGACAAGGAGCUGUACCAGCAUAACUACUGCUCCAAAGAGCUAAAGAUCCCCAUUAGGAUCGCUGCCACAGGGAUUGGAGACCAGGAGGAGGAUACAAAGCCCACUAAACCAGAUCCUGAUGGAGCAGACAAAGGUCCGUGUUGCCCCUGCCCCAAAUCAGUGGAAGACCUGGAGGCCGAAGCCGCCGAUGCCUCCUACCGAAAAGUCUUUGAAAACUUCCUGCACAACUCCAUUUUUACACCAAGGCCUCCGGAUCGGCGUCGCAGAGAUCUUUUUGGCGUGGCCAACUCUACUCGUGCUCGCCGCUUCCAGCUUUUGGUCAACAGCACCGUGGUUCCCCCUCUGCAGGCCGGCGGUAACGGCAGCGUCCCUGACCCGGAGCCGGCCGAACAGGAUUACGAGGUCAUGGAGCAAACGGUGACCGAACGCGAGCUUCAGAUAACUGGCCUGGAGCCUUUCACGGUUUACCGCAUCGACGUUCACGCCUGCAACAGGCAGGUGCAGCACUGCAGUGCGGCUGAGUUCGUCUUCUCCAGGACCAAGCCCGCAGAAAAGGCGGAUGACAUCCCAGGCCCGGUGAACUGGGAGGGCCACGAGGACUGGGUGUUUCUGCGAUGGCCGGAGCCCGCUCGGCCGAACGGACUCAUCCUCAUGUACGAGAUCAAGUUCAAACUGGCUGCCGAGGCCGAGAAACACGAAUGCGUUUCCAGACAAUUGUAUCGAACCCAGCGUGGCGUUCGCCUGACCAACCUCAGUCCUGGAAACUACUCAGUCAGAGUGAGAGCCACAUCACUGGCUGGCAAUGGCUCCUGGACACAAAGCCUGAAUCUCUAUGUAGCUGAAAGUUACGAAAACGUCUUUGCAAUGAUCUUCGUCCCAAUCGUCAUCAUUAUCCUAAUCUGCUCUUUGGUCUCGAUGUUGGUGGUCCUCAACAGAAAAAGGAAUAGCGAUCGGCUCGGGAACGGCGUGCUGUAUGCCUCGGUCAACCCUGAGUACUUCAGCGCCGCAGAAAUGUACGUACCAGACGAGUGGGAGGUGGCCCGGGAGAAGAUCUCCCUCUGCCGGGAGCUGGGCCAGGGGUCGUUCGGGAUGGUGUACGAGGGCGUGGCUAAGGGUGUGGUCAAAGACGAGCCGGAGACGCGGGUCGCCGUCAAGACUGUGAACGAGUCGGCCAGCAUGAGGGAGAGGAUCGAGUUUCUCAACGAGGCGUCUGUUAUGAAGGAGUUUAAUUGCCAUCAUGUGGUGCGCCUUCUUGGGGUUGUUUCCCAAGGCCAGCCCACCCUGGUCAUCAUGGAGCUGAUGACGAGAGGGGACCUGAAGAGUUACCUGCGCUCGCUGCGCCCUAAAGAGCAGCAGCAGCAGUUUUCCUGCCUGUCCCUCCCCCCGCUGAAAAAGAUGCUCCAGAUGGCGGGGCAGAUCGCCGAUGGCAUGGCGUACCUCAACGCCAACAAGUUUGUCCAUCGAGAUCUGGCGGCGAGGAACUGCAUGGUGGCCGAGGACUUCACCGUUAAGAUAGGAGAUUUUGGCAUGACCAGAGACAUUUAUGAGACCGAUUACUAUCGCAAAGGUGGUAAAGGUUUGCUCCCUGUCCGCUGGAUGUCCCCCGAGUCUCUGAAGGACGGCGUUUUCACCACCAACUCAGACGUCUGGUCGUUUGGGGUUGUAUUGUGGGAGAUAGCCACUCUGGCAGAGCAGCCUUACCAGGGCCUGUCCAACGAACAAGUCCUCCGCUUUGUAAUGGAGGGAGGACUGCUGGAGAAACCACAGAACUGUCCAGACAUGCUGUUCGAGCUGAUGCGAAUGUGUUGGCAGUUCAACCCCAAAAUGCGUCCAUCCUUCGUGGAGAUAAUCAGCAGCAUAAAGGACGAGCUGGAGCCGUCUUUCAAAGAGGUCAGUUUCUAUUACAGCGCCGACAACAAGCCAGCCGAAGCGCCGCAGCUCCACCUGGACAAGCUGGAGCCGACGGCGGACGUCACCCUGGACCCUUCUUCCUCUACGCAGCAGAGCACCCAGCCCACCCCGCCUUCCCCGAGCUCAGAGGGGCCGCCGGCCCCGUCACAAGCGCCCAGCUCCCCCUCCGCUCCCUGCACGUCAUGCGCGGUCCCGGACAAUACGUCUUCGAGCCAGCAGGCGGCGAACGGACUCUCGGGGGCGGGCCUUCCGCCAGGCUCCGGGCACGCGGCCGGCUCGGGCGUCACGAUGCGGCCGUCCCUGGACGAGCUGCCGCCGUACGCGCACAUGAACGGAGGACGCAAAAACGAGCGCGCCAUGCCUCUCCCACAGUCGUCGGCGUGCUGAUCGGGCAGGCGGACGACCCAGGCUGCAAGAACGUUCACCCACGUGGGUGUUACUUUUUUGUUUUUUUUGUUUGAAUCACAGCGAAACCUUCUCUGGAGGAUGGACGUGGGUAUUUUUGAGACUCAAACACAGAAGAAACUUUCAAAGAGUUGAUGUCCUGCUGUAUGGCCGCACAUUUUCUUUUCUAUUUUUUUUUUUUUUUUAAAUAAUCUACUUGUUUGAGUUCCUACCAGCUGGCUGUCAUUUGUGACGCCGCUCCUGCUGCUGAGUGGAAAGACCAAAACAGAAAAAAAGAAAAAAAAAAAUCUUCAGUAAAACAAAGAAACUGUUAAAAAAAAAAAAAAGAAAAAAAAUUUUGGGGGGAGCUUUUUUGCUCUCUUUGGCUGAACUUAUUUUAUAGUUAUUUGUUACUUUUUUUUUUUUUACAUGUUUCCGAAUGAGCAUACAAAAUAUGUUGGCCUUUAUAAAUGUUCAGCGUUGUGUGCGCUUUUGGACGGGCAUUAUGGUGAACACUUUAAGCAUAUCUAAUAAAGAUCAAGCACUUCAAACUGGUUGCCAGUCGGCCGUCUAUGAAUCGGGUUCCUGUGAGGGUUGAGCGUCAGCAUAAUGCCGGGUCAAAAGCCGAUCCACUGAGACAAUGGGAGAACAGUCAGCUCUGCCAAAUCUGUUGCCAAACUCUUCUGCUUUCACCUGUCACUCUUCAAGACUCAGUUGUGAAAAUGAACUACUACAAAUAAAAAGCACUUUGAUCUUCCA
Messenger RNA from Fundulus heteroclitus (mummichog), 5984 nucleotides. Its product is annotated as insulin-like growth factor 1 receptor. The record is from RefSeq and is a predicted model, not a curated record. Gene Ontology annotation, molecular function: insulin receptor activity; phosphatidylinositol 3-kinase binding; insulin receptor substrate binding. Gene Ontology annotation, biological process: protein autophosphorylation; positive regulation of phosphatidylinositol 3-kinase/protein kinase B signal transduction; multicellular organism development. NCBI's taxonomy places the organism in Eukaryota, Metazoa, Chordata, Actinopteri, Cyprinodontiformes, Fundulidae. Gene Ontology annotation, cellular component: insulin receptor complex; axon; membrane.